Molecule: messenger RNA, 1477 nt
Organism: Trematosphaeria pertusa
Lineage: Eukaryota; Fungi; Ascomycota; Dothideomycetes; Pleosporales; Trematosphaeriaceae
Exons: 1
Coding region: 277-1080 (267 amino acids)
Source: RefSeq, a predicted model, not a curated record
UCCAAGAUUUCCCAAUGCGAGCAGCAGCAACAGCAGCAGCAGACACUCGCAGCGCUGUUGGUCAGACGCCCGCUGAUACACACUGUACGACGCGCCGCGCUCCGCCAGAGACAAAGCCAAUGGGCGCCGCUCAGCAGCAUCUCACCGGGCCGCAUCCUUUCCUCCAUCAGCCGCCGGCGUGCGGACGGCGCGGCUCUGUGGGACGUCGCACUUCACGUACAGUAUCACGGCGGCAGGCAGGCGGGCGGGCAGGCAGCCUCGCCGUGCCGCCCUUGCAUGCCGCUGGCUCCCAGUGUCGGGCGGGCGCAGCACUGCUCGGGAUGGAGUCGCACCGUCCAACUGGCAGUUCGACAUGGGAAUGUGUGCACGCCUUCACGCCGUUUAUUUUUGAUCGCGCCGGCCGCAUUGGGUCGUCGAGUCAGCACUAACUGCCCAGGUGGUCCACGGGUGACGGUCUGCCCAGGUGGUGUACUGACGCUGACUAACCGCGUACCUGUCAUCACCUUGAAUGCGUCCGACGGCGCGCCAGCGAACCGUUGGGCGUGCACGCCCCGACCACAUGGAAUGCUGGACACUGCUAUCCUUCCACCCCUCGUGGCCGCAAUCUACCUCGCGCGCCCAGCUCGACACAAUCCGCUCCCGUAUGUACUCUGCUGCACGCACAGCACUCGUUCCGUCCGCCUGGCGCGCCGCCCUGAGUCUCGAGGCCGGCGAACAGCGGCCCCAACCCACUCACCCUCCUCUCCGCCCACGCGCGAGCCCGUCCCGCAGUAUCGCGACACACUCCAGAUAAGAUCGCUGGGCACGGGCUGCGGCGGCUCGAGCUCCACACGGGGCCAGCGGCGCCCAGGCAGUGGUGGAUGUGCUCAACUCACGAUGCAGGCCGGCGAGGCACGCACUAGUCCGCAUGGAGCAUGUGAGGGCCUGUAUCAUCUCAGCCCCCGUCCAAGCAGCCAACAUCGCAAUUCGUGCAGCCUCCCCUGCCCUUGCAGGCCCCCAAGCGUCAGCUUUGACGCCCUCCGGCCAUCAUCCUGGUCAGUCCUGCAUCCCUUCCAGAUCCGCUGCCCGCCUCGGGGCUAGCGCCCUGAAGCUGCACCUUGCUGCAACUCUGCAUCCUCCUCUUCGCCCAUAUAUAAUACUCCCUGCUAUCCAGUCCACCCACAGAUGCUCCAUCCCAAGCUGCUGCUCAACCCACACUCACCAUGUUCCAAGCUGUUCCGCAGACAUACACUUCUCAGCCGUCUCCAUCGCCCCCAAUUGACGCCAUGUCCCUCCCACCUCCUCCUCCUCCUCCUUCUCAGCAGAACAGCAUCGUCACCACCAGUCCUGCCGCCGAGCAGAAGCCCCGCAAGCUGCGAGCUUCCUGCGAUGCCUGCUCCCGCGCAAAGGUCAAGUGUGACAAAGUCAGGCCUACCUGCCACCGCUGUGGCAACAUGGGCAUUUGCUGCAACUACUCGCCGUCGAUGAGGUAUGCAAU